AUGUUACAGUUCAAACAUUAUCUUCCUAAUGGAAAUUCUAAAAAUGGUGGUACACAUUUUUCAUUGCUGCCACCAAGUCAGAAUGCCCCUCGAGUAUCUCAGUUUCAAAAUGUGCCACCGGAAUAUCCAGUGAAUAAUGGAAGCAGGGGUUCUACGGAUGUUAUUGAUGGAGGAUCUCAAACCACUGAUGGCUUAUCACGAGAUCUCGAUACUGAUACAAAUCAUGGGACGCCUAAUGAUUCAACCACGUCUACGUCGUUGAUGUCCGCACCAAGUCAGAAAAAGUCCAGAUCACCUUCCACCGUUAUUAAUGUAUCUUCUUCUUCUUUAUCAUCAUUUGUCAAGACAGUCGAUGGAAAUUUUGAUUAUUCUCAGUAUCGGCCCCGGUCGUCGAUACCGUCGAGGCUUUCUGCAGCCGUAUAUGCUCAGCAAUGUAUCACGGCUGCGUAUGCAUCCCGGCUGAAUCCGUUUGCGCUCCAUAAGAAAGAGCAGGAAGCAUUACAAGAUUAUAUGUGCCAUCUUCAUGUGACAGUAUAUCUCAACAUACGCAAUGGAAUUCUUCGGCUUUGGACUCGCAAUCCCAUGGUUAGCGUGAACAAGGAGGAGGCAUUAGGAUGUGCCAAGGACUAUCGCUGGAUGAACCUUGCCUCUUUUGCAUAUGAAUGGCUCAUCCGGAACGGUUACAUUAACUUUGGAUGUGUUGAAAUCCCCAUGGCCUUGAUUCCUCCAAAGCGCGCCCGGCGGAAGGACGGUCCAGUUAUUGUAGUGAUUGGAGCAGGAAUGUCAGGUCUGGGCUGUGCACGUCAUCUAGAAGGUCUCUUUAACCAAUACCGUGACACAUCCACUUCUCCUCGUGUUGUCGUGCUUGAGGGGAGGCGAAGAAUUGGAGGUCGCGUAUACUCCCACCCUCUACGAAGCCUCCAGUCGCCCAACCUAGCUCCAGGCCUUGUGCCCAAGGCUGAGAUGGGAGCGCAAAUCAUCGUUGGGUUCGAUCGUGGCAACCCACUAGAUCAGAUCAUUCGAGGACAGUUGGCACUUCAGUAUCAUUUACUGCGUGACAUUUCGACAAUUUACGACAUCGACGGAUCCCCUGUAGAUGAGGUUCGGGAUGCAAUGGAUGAAAGACUCUACAACGAUGUGCUUGACCGUUCAGGGUUCUAUCGCCACAAAUCUGUGAUUGUGCCAACUGCCGAAGGGGAUCGGGAACUCAUCAAUUCUGGUCGAGAUUUGACAACAAGUGAUGGAGUCACAGUGAGGCAGUACGAAGAGGCCAGGGCUGCUGGAACUAUCGGACAAUUGCUCCCUUCUAAGCGAGUCCGUCGAGGUGUGGGACAUAAAACUGCGGAUAUCAAAGCAACCGCUGCUCCGCUGGCAGAUCUUGGUCCCAUAGAGGAGAACCCUGCCGUUCUGGCCUGUCAGGCCAUGGGCUGGAAUUUGAACCAAGGAGUUUCAGCAAAUGAGUCUAUAAAUUUGGAGCCCAUUGCUAUUGCUUCAAGAGCUCAGACAUUGGGUGCUGUCUUGGACGAUGGGGUCAAGCAAUACCAGCGCAUGCUCCCUCUGGCACCAAAGGAUAUGCGAUUGCUCAAUUGGCACUUUGCAAACCUGGAAUACGCCAAUGCUGUCAAUAUUGGCAAGCUCAGUCUUUCGGGAUGGGACCAAGACAUGGGCAAUGAGUUUGAAGGUGAACACUCCCAAGUAAUAGGCGGUUACCAGCAAGUGCCUUACGGUCUGUGGUCUCUACCAACGAAGCUUGACGUACGGACGAAUAAGAUCGUUUCCAAAAUAGCAUACGAUCCCAGCGGAAAUGGUAAGCAGAAAACGGUCGUUCACUGUGAAGAUGGUGAUUCUAUCGUGGCGGACAAGGUCGUUUUCACAGGCUCUCUUGGUACCUUGAAGCAUCAAUCCAUAAAAUUUGAGCCCCCGCUCCCAGACUGGAAAGCUGGGGCUAUUGAACGGCUUGGCUUUGGUGUUAUGAACAAGGUGAUUUUAGUGUUUGACCAGCCGUUCUGGGACGUCGAACGUGACAUGUUUGGGCUGUUGCGCGAGCCGAAAAACCGCGAUAGUAUGGUCCAAGAAGACUACUCUGCAAAUCGGGGUCGAUUCUAUCUAUUCUGGAAUUGUUUGAAAACGACCGGUCUUCCGGUCCUGAUUGCCCUCAUGGCCGGUGAUGCGGCCCAUCAAGCAGAACGCACGCCAGACGCCGAAAUCAUUGCGGAGGUGACCAGUCAACUGCGAAAUGUCUUCAAGCAUGUGGCCGUUCCCGAUCCAUUAGAAACCAUUGUCACACGAUGGGCCACCGACAGGUUUACUCGCGGUAGUUAUUCUUAUGUAGCCGCAGAAGCCCUCCCGGGGGAUUAUGAUUUGAUGGCCAAACCGAUUGGUAACCUACACUUUGCGGGAGAAGCUACCUGCGGCACUCACCCAGCGACAGUUCACGGCGCAUAUCUUUCAGGUCUACGAGCUGCAUCGGAGGUGAUCGAUACCAUUCUGGGGCCCAUUGAAAUACCCGAGCCUCUGGUGCCAGAAAAGGGGAAAACCACCGAGCUGAGCACCCCUAUAACAGCGGGCCAGAAGAGGAAGGAGCCCUCUUCAGCGACUAUAUCUACGGCAGCAACAGCUCCUGCUCCCACCCCCAUCGACUCUAGUGAACUGGCAGCCCAGGCACGAUCCAACAACUCUUUCCCCACCGACACGGCUCUUCGGGAGGCUUAUGACCAAGCCAUGUGGGCAGCCAUCCAUGCCGAGCUAGGUCCCCCAGAGCCUAGACCUGCCAAAACAGGCCUCAACCCCUUCUUACUCUACCAGAAAGACUUCUGGGGCAAGGCCCGCAUCCAAUGCGACGAGGCACGACAGGCAUCCUCCAAGAAUCCAAAAGCCAAAGCAGCACGGGACGAGAUCCGACAAGCACUAGGCCUCAUGUGGCGACGGGCCAGCGAGGAAGAAAAACGACCGUACAUAGAGCAGACGGAGGUCAAUCGGCAGACCAACGCGGAGGUGUGGGAACGAUGGAAGCGGACCAUUGCAGAGUGGGAGAAAAACACAUACAAGGUGAAGGAUCGGUGGUGUGCAGCUAAUCCGUUUGAGAGCUGGCAGCCGACUUCGUCUCCUGCGUCGAAAAGGCCAAAUCGCACGUCUACAAAUGGCAAUGCGGCGGCCAUUAAUGUGCCCAUCGGUGUGACUACAAAUGGUCAUACGGAAUUGAAACAAAUUAUUUGA
Molecule: messenger RNA, 3216 nt
Organism: Aspergillus wentii DTO 134E9
Lineage: Eukaryota; Fungi; Ascomycota; Eurotiomycetes; Eurotiales; Aspergillaceae
Gene: aof2
Product: putative lysine-specific histone demethylase Aof2
Exons: 1
Coding region: 1-3216 (1071 amino acids)
Molecular function (GO): oxidoreductase activity; protein binding
Source: RefSeq, a predicted model, not a curated record